Molecule: messenger RNA, 1899 nt
Organism: Aspergillus puulaauensis
Lineage: Eukaryota; Fungi; Ascomycota; Eurotiomycetes; Eurotiales; Aspergillaceae
Product: nucleic acid/nucleotide deaminase domain-containing protein
Exons: 2
Coding region: 1-1899 (632 amino acids)
Source: RefSeq, a predicted model, not a curated record
AUGCCUUCAGAACUCAACCCUCUCAUAAUCUCUGCUGAGAGCAUUGCUCUCUCGUCGCUAGUUUGCAGCAUACCGGCGCCACCAUCUGAUAAUAAUACUGAGUGCUUGCCAUCUUCUAAUAGGAAAUACACACUACCCCUCGAUACAGAGCGGCAGCUGGCCCGGACGCUAGCAUUUCUCUCCCACAGUAAGGAUGAUGUUAACCAUAUUCCGGCAGUGUGCCUCGAGGAAGACCAGGACACAGGCGGUCUUAAUGUGAUAUUUGCUGUAAACAGGACAAGUCAUAAGGAUGGAGGAGCUGCAAUGGCUCGUAUAAAAACUGGAUUUGACAGACUGUUUAGCACUCUCGCCAACCUAGGUCUAUUACCUGACCUAAAGAGGCUGGUUCUUGACGAUGUAAUCUGCAUGUGCUCGGGUCGUAUUCUGUCGAGAUUACGGCUGGCUCCGUCAAAAAGGAAACGAGACAGCAGGCCAUUCCGAGACUCUCUGCGGGAAGCCGUGCUGGCCGCGAAGAGGAUUUCCGACCAGAAACUGAGAGAAAGCAACAUGUUAGAGGUUCUGAAUCAAUUCGCAAUCAAAGCCCGGGACGCUGAGAAGCUCAUUGAUUCAUGGUCCCGACACCAGGUCCAGGCACGCUUAAUAGAGCUUGUGGAAGGCAUUUACCAGGUACAUCGUAUCCCACAGCUUCCCGCGUUGAUUCGCGCAAUACCCAACCGCGACUUGGAUCCCUGCUCGAAAGAAAGUGUUUUGAAUAUUGUUUCAAAAGUGUCCAGGUACCGUGAAUCUGCUAGAUUUCUAUACCGUACAGCAAAGGAUUGUGCGCUGGCUCGGAACAUGAGGGCUGUCCCUGUUCACCUUCCGCGGGAGGCAUAUGAUAUACCCUCGUUUAACGGAUAUGCUCCCAAUUUACGGAGCAGGAUAUUGGAAGCAAGUUCAAAGGGACAGCAGAAACGGCUCAUAAAUUCAAUUUGCUCAGUCUCGAAACUUACGGAGCAACAGGCCAUAGCCCAGUAUUCCCAACAGGUGCCCAAAACCCUAACGGAAGGCAAGAUCCACGCUGAAGUCCAAUUAAUCGCCUACUGCGAGCUACAAAAACCAAAAAUGUAUCCCCGCCUAGUGUGCUCGAGCAAGGAUGCCUGUUUCCUUUGCAAUAUGUUUCUCCUCGAGUACCACAAGAUAUUGGCACCUCGAUCCCAUGGGAAGUUGUAUCCCGGGUGGCGGCUACCUUGCCCACCACAAUUGACAGAGCUGGAGUUCGCAUUUUGCGAUACCCUGGGCAGCCACCUCCAACAGACGCUUUCCCAUCUCUUGUCAAAAAAGCAGUGGCCCGUUCACCCUUGCCCGAACGAGAGUACCUUGUUUACCCUCCCUUCAUUGAGCACCCCGGCAGCUUCCCUGUCAUCCAAGGCAGGCCAGGCAGCAGAGCCUAGAGCCCAAAACGAAGAGGGGCUCCUCCCAUCUCCUCAUCUAAGUACGACCUCCAUUAAUAGCGUCCACAGUGCUCCGGCGGCAAGGGAAGGGACUGAUUUAAGUGAUGGAAAUGGACUCCCGGAUGCCGUGGUUUAUUCACCCCGUCACAGGCUUCUCCGGCAUUAUACUUUAAUCAGCAAUUCAACAAUACAGGGACGCCUAUCCCUGGGGGAAUCAUCAACAUUUUACACAGCGGGGUCCAUUCACAUCCAGCUCGAGCACUCUACGGGCACAAAAAAUAUGCAGUACUGGUUGAAGCGGCUAGAUAUUGAAGAAGUCGCCAAGGCACAGGCCGCAGAUCCGCCUUCGGUCGUGCUUGAUGCGUUUCAACUUGAGACGCCAGUCACGAUAAGCGAUAGGAAUGUGCUUUAUCUCACCGCAAAAGAUACCGUGUUGGAAAUAGGCUGGCGCCCAGUGGCGAGUGAUUGA